AUGCAGAAGCCCAGCGAGACAUCGGCAUGUUGUAUGGCGAUGGCGAUGGUAGACCCCAGGACUAUCAGAAAGCCAUGGAGUGAUACCUCAAGGCGGUCGCGCAAGGACAUGCAGAAGCCCCGUACAACAUCGGUGCUUUCUACCUUGAUGGUAGUGGCGUGUUUCAAGACAAUUGCGCCGUACGGGCUGGGGAAGCUUUGCAAACACGGCCGAGGCGUUCCGGUCGACUAUUCUCGUGCUUUGAAACGGUUCAUCAAGGCGGCCGAGCAGGGAGACGUCGACCCUCAGUACGAAAUUGGCCUUUUGUUGGAGUACUUUGAGAAGGAUGAUGAUGCAGCAGAACCUGAAUAA
Linnemannia hyalina is the source of this 351-nucleotide messenger RNA. NCBI's taxonomy places the organism in Eukaryota, Fungi, Mortierellomycota, Mortierellomycetes, Mortierellales, Mortierellaceae. The record is from the annotation of a GenBank genome assembly.